This is a messenger RNA of Brassicogethes aeneus, 1731 nucleotides long. The record is from the annotation of a GenBank genome assembly. Lineage: Eukaryota; Metazoa; Arthropoda; Insecta; Coleoptera; Nitidulidae.
AUGCCUCAAAUUUGUUGCGUUUGCAUGAAGGGUAAUAAUGAGUGUAAAAAAUUAGUGGAAAUUGAUGUAAAUGGUAUAAGUUUUAUGUGUAAAUUGGAAAAAUAUGUUGGACAAGUUAAAUGGUUGGAGGAGUUCGAUAUAUGUUUGAAAUGCAUAGAAUUAUUAAACAUUGUGGAAGGUUUUAUAGAAACAUGCUUUGAAAGUGAGUUGAAUCGUAACACGUCUACACCCCAGUGUUCAAGAAAAAUCAAAUCUGACACUAUAAAAACCUUACAGGAUUGUUUUAAAGACAUUCUUUCCGAUAACGAUGAAGAAGACGAAACAUAUCAACCCACAAAAAUGGAUUAUAACAACUCUGAUAGUGAAAUUGAGGAUGACCCUAAAGAAGAAGGCAACAUGUUAACUUGCGAGAAAUGUUCUGAAAGUUUUACUGUGUUAAAAGAUUACCUGGGACAUUGCAGUGAUGUGCAUAAAAUGGAGGGGAAAAAUGUGAAGCCUUAUCACUGUGAAGUAUGCAAAAGUCGAUUUACACAAAUGAAAAAUUACAAAAAGCACAUGAAAUAUCACAGGAACAACAAUGAGGAGCAAAAAAAUAAUGGGGAAAGUUUAAAAUGUAAAUUUUGCGAGAAGAUGUUCUCGAAUUCAAGAAAUUUGAAGCGACACGUGAAUAAUAAGCAUGCCGAUAAGGCGAAUACGGUAAAAUUGCAGUUUUCUUGUGAAAACUGUCAGCAAAAUUUUACUUCAAAGUGGAAUUUAAAUCGCCAUGUUAGGAGGUGUAUACCGAACGCUAUACGGAAGAAAAAAAUUGUUAAAUGCGUUUUGUGCAAUUAUUUUCAAGAUACGCGUGAUAACGUUGUGAAUCAUUACAGUAAUUAUCAUCAGAUUGAAAUUAUCACAAAAAAAAUAACAUUUGUAAAUUUUGAAGAAUUUGAGCGAUGGAAAGAAGAGGUGGAAAAAGAGACAGUGUCAAGGUUUGUCAAGGGUUCAUUUCAUAAAAACAAUGAGAAAGAUACUAAUUACUAUAGGUGCCAUAGGGAUGGCUUUUACAAAAACGCCGGAAAAAAUAUUCGUAGAUUAAAACAAUUGGGUAGUAACAAGAUAGAUGGUGUUUGUCCAGCUAGAAUACAGGCUACAUACAGUAAAAACAACGGCGAAGUUUUUGUAGAGUAUGUCGAAACUCACGUGGGACACACAAUGGAUUUAAAACGAAUACCAUUAAAAAAAUCUGAUAGAAAUUUUUUGGCUCAACAAAUAUCGCAAAAAAUCCCUUUUGACGAUCUCAUAAACAACGUACGUCAUAACAUCGGCGUAAACAAUUUCGACAGAAUCCAAUUAUUAACAAAAAAAGACCUCUUCAACAUAGAACAACUCUAUAAACUCAACAAAGACGACAGAUUGACCUCAAACGACCCCCAAAAACGUCACACCUGCCCACAGUGCGGAAAACAAUACAAAAUCGUCAAGAUGCUGCGCGCGCACGUUGCCAAGGUGCACCACAGCCAAUCAGAGGCAGAAGUUUCGCCCACCGCGGCUCACUGCGAUGCGCAAACGUUGCAAACGAACUACUACGCCCCACAGUGUACAGAAAUGUGCUUAGUUUGUGAUAAAAAGUUCCCCGACAAAAAUUACGCUAGAGAACACAUGAAAUAUGCCCACAAUGUCGCGUUCGAGAUAAAAUACGAAACUAUAGACGGUAUAGAUGUUAGUGUGGUGACCCAUGAGGAAUUAUAA